AUGGACUCAGAAGACGCUGAUACCGCCGCGCUCGAUCGACCAUCCCUAGAUCCAGCCCAGACCGAAGACAAUACUACACAAUCACCGAAGGACAAGAGUUCACGACCGUCGGCUCCCUCACGCGCCUCGACCUUUGGGCCGAAAUGUUGGAUAUGUAUGAGCGACAAGAGUGAAGACGAUCCCAACAACCCCCCAAUAUGGCGCUCGCCGUGCACCUGCAGUUUGACUGCCCAUGAAGCAUGCUUGUUGGACUGGGUAGCCGACCUCGAGAACCCCAAGAACAAAACCAAGAACUCCGGACAAAUUCUAUGCCCUCAAUGCAAAUCUGAAAUCAGAAUAUCAAGACCGAGAAGCUACGUGGUAGACAGUUACCGCGCAGUUGACCGUACACUGGGAAAAUUGGUCCUACCGGGCUUGGGACUUUCUUUCGUGGGCACACUAUGGGCUGGGGCAUGGUUCCAUGGAUUUGAAUCCGUCUAUUUAGUGUUUGGCCAUGACGAUGCGAAUCGAGUCUUUCAGUACGCCAUACAACGCAAUGAGUAUGCUUGGAUGUACAGCCUUAUCCCGGUCAAUCUAAUCCUCGCCCGCACCGACUAUGCCGACUUUGCCCUCCCCGGCAGCAGUCUGAUCCUACUUUCCACACAGAUUACAGAUAAGUUUGACAUUGACAUGACCAUAUGGCCGCCACUCCCGAGCACAGUAUUUGCUUGCUUACCCGCCAUGAGAUCGAUCUACAAUUGGUGUUACCACAAGGCAUUCUGUGAUCUUAAUCGCAAGUGGUUGGAAGAAGUACAACCCAGACAAAGUGAACGAGGGGAAGGACCGGGAGGAAAUGGUGACGACGGCAAUGAGGACGAGAUGCAAGAAGCAGUCGAGGAUGGCGACGUUAUACUUGAAAUUGACGUCAACCUGAAUGGCGAAGAAGAGGGUGAGGACGACGGCGACGAACAGGCUGCUGCCGUUGCUGGUGAUGGAGGAAAUGCGCAAGCCCAACCAGAGAACCAACACGUUCGCCGAAUAUUGGGCCGCCACGAUCUCGUUGACGGCAGUGGCAGUAUCGGGCAGACCGUCCUUGGAGCGUUAGUGUUCCCGGCAGUCGCUGCGGGAAUGGGCAAUCUCCUCAGCUGUGUCUUGCCAUCAUCGUGGUUGACCUAUCGCAGUUCCACAAGUGGUCGGCCGGGACUGCUUUCGACAAAGUGGGGGAGAAGUGUGGUGGGUGGAUGCCUUUUCGUGGUGAUGAAAGAUGCUUUAUUGCUUUAUUGCAGAUGGAAGCUGGCCCAGGGACAUCGGCAAAGGCGCAUUAUGAAUUUUGAUAAGCGACUGAAAAAGUAUUCGGUAUAA
Fonsecaea multimorphosa CBS 102226 is the source of this 1341-nucleotide messenger RNA. RefSeq lists its product as uncharacterized. NCBI's taxonomy places the organism in Eukaryota, Fungi, Ascomycota, Eurotiomycetes, Chaetothyriales, Herpotrichiellaceae. The transcript has a single exon. The record is from RefSeq and is a predicted model, not a curated record. Gene Ontology annotation, molecular function: zinc ion binding. Bases 1 to 1341 code for a protein of 446 amino acids.